AUGUCAGUACCAAGAAGAAAAGCUUGUGUUCCGUGCUUCAAAUCUAAGGUGCGAUGCGAUCAGCAGCGGCCUGUUUGCACUCGAUGCUUUCGACGGGGCAAUCAAGACCAAUGCACCUAUCCAUGGCCUGUGACUCAAGAUCCAAGCAAUGAAUCGGAAAUGAGAACAACAAGCUCUUCAAAUGGACGAACGGAUGCUUCCAUGAGUUGUUUAGAGCCCAGAUCCGAAAAUUUGACAUUAGCAGUCCUCCAUCGUACUCAGAGCGAGCAAACAGGUGACGGGCCAAUGUGCGACUAUCCGCAUUAUUCGAGGCAGCCCAAUGGCCGACGUUCUAGUUCCAGACUAUUAGGACCACUGGAAACAUCCCCCGACGAAAGCUCCCUCCAUUUCGAACAUUUAGACCUAGUCUGCACAGUGAACUCCGAUGAGAUACGAAAUCGAUGGCUCAAUGCAUUCGCUCCUCCCUUGGAUCAUUCGGUGAAAGCCUACCCGUCUGGCGUCAUGGUUUUCAUUUCUCGGAUGCUCAAAGCCUAUACACUCAUGCCGGCUCGACAGAAGUUGAUGCCCCCAUUCGUACAUCGACUUCAGCAGCGGCCAUCAGAGGUUCCUGAUUCUUUGGCCAACUGUUUUAGUCUUCUGAAACUUUGUGAAGGAAGGCUUCCGGCCAGUGAGCCUAUCAUCAAGAGUUUUCUGACCCAAGAAAUGGACCGCUUAUACGAACAAUACGAAUCAUACGAUGAACUUAAUUUAGUGGCGGCUUUUCAGGCCUACCUCAUCUACUCGAUGACCAUCUUCUUUGAAUUCCGCGAGGAUGAAAAUGCCAGCUUGCACGAUGCUAUAGUUACGUUACAAAAGAUAGCCAGCGAGGUGUGCCAACGAGGUCUCGUGUGCGCAGCUGAAUUGAAGGGAACUAGGCCGAAUUGGGAGUCGUGGAUUUUGGCGGAAGCGAAAAGAAGAACAUUAUUCACAAUGUACUUGUUCGAUAGCGUUUUGUGUGCACAUGAUAACCUGCCCACAUUUCUGGCGAAAGAACUGCAAGGGGUCUUGGCACCCUCUUACGGAAGCCUAUGGGCCGCAGAAAGCAGAAUGUCUUGGAAUGAAUACUAUAACAGGUUUUUGUCAGAGUGGGGUUCUGAAGGGCCAUUGUUGAUCGAGGAAUUGUGGCCCAUUCCAUCAGAGGCAUCUGACAUGCAGGUGGAAGCGAGGCAAAGACGCGUAGAUAAAUGGCUCGCCACUAUCGACAACUAUGGCACUAUGCUUUUUGCAGUCACAUCAUGUACCCAUGGUUGUUAA
Molecule: messenger RNA, 1293 nt
Organism: Lachancea lanzarotensis
Lineage: Eukaryota; Fungi; Ascomycota; Saccharomycetes; Saccharomycetales; Saccharomycetaceae
Product: LALA0S14e01772g1_1
Exons: 1
Coding region: 1-1293 (430 amino acids)
Biological process (GO): regulation of DNA-templated transcription
Molecular function (GO): zinc ion binding; DNA-binding transcription factor activity, RNA polymerase II-specific
Source: RefSeq, a predicted model, not a curated record